AUGAGCGGAGGAGGAACAGUGCAGCAACGCACCACCUACCUCAUUUCCCUCACCCUGGUCAAGGUAGAGGCCGUGGAGGAGAAUGGAGGGGAGGCCAAGAAAACCCCCAAUGGGAAAGGGGCCAAAGCCGGGGCAGGAUCUGGGUUGGGAGAAAAAGCCAGCGAAGAGGCCGGGGCAAGGGCGGCAGUUGAAGUUGGGGCUCCGCUAAAUGCUGAGAAUGGGGCUGGAGUAGUUCAGGGACGACCGCACGGUGCUGACGAUGCUGCUAUUUCGAUGGGAGGAAAUGUUGCUGAGCUUAAAGAGGCUGAGACAAAACCCAUCAGUCCUUCAAAAGACAAAGUACCCUCCACUGCUGAUGCUCCGUUGAAAGGGAGUGAAAAGCCAUCUUCCAACCUCACAAUCUCAUUACCUGCCGAGUGGGCAACAACUCAGAAGUUCAGGUCCACCGAAGCAGACACCAGAUUAGAGAAGACACUGUACACCUCAGAGGCAAAAAAAUGCAGGUCACCAUCACUAACAUGUACAUCACCAAUGGAAGCGAUCGAGCCCAGUCGUACUCCAACCAGGAGCAGCUUCCCUAUGCGGCCAGCAGGACAACGACCUGUGAGUCUGCUGAAGUCACACAGCAGCGUGGCUCCCCGGGGCCGAGACUCCAGGGAGGUUAGGGAACGCAGCCCAACCUCAGCCCAGAGCCUAGACCGUAAGGACAGCCGAAUGGUCAUCCGCUCUCCAGGACCCUGCAGGGCCUCAUGGGCUGAGGCCAGCAGGGCAGAGGGAUGGAGAGAGAUGGGAGACGAGGUUGAAAGAGCUAGAGUCGGAGUACCACUGGAGAUGGGUGGAGGUCUGGCCACUGUGGUGAGAGACAUUCCCAGGAAGGACCGGUUGAAGACAGGCUCAGCCUCUCUGCCUGCCCCUGCUAGUCAAAUACCCAAACCAUCACGCAAGGGCAAGAGCCGUACCCUGGACAACAGUGACCUGAACAGCCUUUCAGAAGACCUGGGGCUGGCCAGGGAGGCCCAGAUGCAGCAGGGCCAGGUGUCGCGAGGCUCUGCUAAAGACAGGAAGAUGCUCAAGUUCAUCAGUGGGAUCUUCACUAAGAGCAGUUCGGGGGCAGUGGGGUCAUCAUCCACAGUGCCUCCUGUCUACAUUCAGAGAGAUUCCAGUGAAGAGGAAGUGAAUAUUGGUAACAGCCAGGAAUGGACCUUGAGUCGAUCCAUCCCUGAGCUGCGACUGGGGAUUCUGGGAAGUCUCAGCGGGAAGUCUGCACUGGUGAACAAAUACAUCACAGGCAGUUAUGUUGCACUUGAAAAGCCUGAUGGUGGAAGGUAUAAAAAAGAAGUGCUGGCAGAUGGACAGAGUCAUUUGCUACUGAUUCGGGAGGAGAGCGGGCCACCUGAUGCACAGUUCAGUAGCUGGGUGGAUGCAGUGAUCAUGGUCUUUAGUCUGGAGAAUGAGGCCAGUUUCCAGGAGCUCUACCAGCUCUAUAGCCAACUCAACUCACACCGCAGCGACAUCCCAAUCAUAGUGGUUGGCACCCAAGACAAAAUCAGUAGCACCAACCCCCGUGUGAUUGAGGACCAGAGAGCCAGGCAGCUGUGUAUCGACGUGAGGCACUCAAUGUUCUAUGAGACCUGCGCCACCUAUGGCUUCAAUGUUGAUCGCGUGUUUUCAGAGGCUGCCCAGAAGAUUGUGGCUCAGAAGAAGCAGGCUGCCCUCCUGGCCUCCUGCAAGUCUCUCCCCAACUCCCCCAGUCACUCUGGUGGUUCAACCCCAGGAUCUUUACCAGGACAGGCCUUUAAUGGUCAGAGUAGUGAUUACGCCUACUCCCUCCCCUCCACCCCUGUGAUUGGUCACAGAGAGCUGCGGGUUGUGGCGGGGGGAGAGGGGGGAGGUAGUGUCAACUCACGUACCAUGAAGAACAUCCCUCAUAGACGGCCCUCCCUUUUCAAGAACCGAGACGUGGAAAAGAAGGCCGGUGAUCCUAAAGCGGACCUGGGCAGCGGACGGGCCAUCCCUAUCAAACAGAGCACCCUUUUCAAGCGGAGUGGGAGCUCACUGAAUAAGGAGUGGAAGAAGAAAUACGUCACCUUGUCCAACAACGGCACACUGUCUUACCACUCCAGCCCCAGUGACUACAUGCAGAACGUGCACGGGAAAGAGAUUGAUCUGCUGCGUGUGACAGUAAAGGUUCCUGGGAAACGUCCUCCGAGAGCUGUGGCUCCAGCGGGCCCCGUCUCCGGGCCCUGCCCUGUCUCCGCUGGAGUUAAUGGGCUGGCAAAAGACUUGGCGACCACUGAAAAUAUCAGUACAGGUGCACAGUUGUGUUCACCCAGCCUGAGUGUUGCUGAUGACAGGGCCGGCGUUCUGUCCCCUCACGGAGGAGAGAGAGCACUUCAGCGCUGUUCUUCCUCAUUGUCCACCAAGGCACAAAGUGUUGAUGCUCUUGAAGGAGCAGCCAGUCCUUUUGCCGGAAAAGACCCCGGCCAAUCAUCUCCCCUGAGUGACCGGAAGAAGAACAGAAGGAAGAAGAGCAUGAAUCAGAAAGGAGAUUCAGCUGUGGGGCAAGCUGAAGCCAAACGCAAAAUGUGGAAAUUAAAGAGCUUUGGUAGCUUGAGAAACAUAAACAAGACAGAGGAAGAGAACACCGACUUCAUCAUAGUGUCGUUCACUGGGCAGACAUGGCACUUUGAGGCGCCCAGUUUGGAGGACAGGGACUCCUGGGUGGCUGCUAUAGAAAGCCAAAUCCUAGCCAGCCUGCAGUCCUGUGAGAGUGGUAGAAAUAAGGCUCGGCGGAGCAGUCAGAGCGAAGCGGUGGCCUUACAAGCAAUCCGUAACGCCAAGGGAAAUAGUCUGUGUGUGGACUGUGAGGCACCAAAUCCCACCUGGGCAAGUCUUAACCUGGGCGCCCUGAUCUGCAUCGAGUGCUCGGGGAUCCACCGCAACCUGGGGACCCACCUUUCUCGUGUCCGCUCCCUGGACCUGGAUGAUUGGCCAGGGGAGCUAACACAAGUUCUUAACGCCAUUGGUAACCACAUGGCAAACAGCAUCUGGGAGAGAUGCACCCAGGGCAGAACCAAGCCCACCCCAAAUGCCACACGCGAGGAGAGAGAGUCAUGGAUUCGCGCCAAGUAUGAGCAGCGGGUUUUUGUGGCACCCUUUGUACCAGCUCCGGGCAUCCAACACACAGAGGACAGCACAUCUAAUAGUAUGCCAGUGUUGCUGCUCUCUGCAGUGACUGAAAGAGACUUGCCGAGGCUGCUGCUACUUUUAGCCCAUAGUACCAAGGAACAGAUCAAUGUUGGGUCCACGUCGAUGCCUCGCACGGCCCUGCACGCAGCUUGUCAACUGGGGGAUGUGGUCAUGACUCAGCUGCUCAUCUGGUAUGGAAGCGAUGUGAAAGCAAAAGAUAACUUGGGUCAGACAGCCCUUAUGAUUGCCAGAAAAACUGCGAGCAAAGGCUGCGUUGAUAUUCUGCUACAACAUGGCUGUCCAAACGAGGCCUCCCCCACCACUGCCACCCCCACCCUCUCCCGUCGAUCUAGUACUGCCAGCCUCGGUCGAACCAGUUCCAGGAAACGGGUGUCAUAGCUUGGACUGAAUGUGCUAACACACAUAUGCCGGGAAGCAACAAGUGACAUGCACAUAGUUUGGGAACCUUGGAGUGCAGGGCUGCAAACAGCAUUGACUUUGGGAAUGGGAAGGGCUGUAAUAAAAGUGACUCUGUGGAGGGUUAUAUAACAGGAUAUAGAGUACGAAAACCUUUGUUUCUGAAGACUGCACCACAUAUCAACUGAAAAGCAAUAUUCAAUCCGUUUGUUGAUGAUACGUACGUAAAUAUAUUGCUAAAACGUCUGUUGUUGUUGACCCCGUUUCCAAAUGAAUCAACAGAAGUUUGUAGCUAUUGUAAGUGAUUUUAGAACAGAUAGUCUAACUGCUACUGUUUCACUUCCUCAUGAAGAAGUGCAAUAAUCUAUCUUUUAUGAUGAAACAAAAAACAAGCUAUCAAAGCUGUUUGAAACUGAAAGUGAAUAUAGCAAGCUGUUCUGGUUGUCUUUAUGGCCACUGUCAAAAGAGAAUUAAUACAUUGUGAGGAGAUUGAGUUUUUGCAAGCUUGUUGUGACGGGACCAACACAGUUACUUUUCUUUGGCUUAAGAAAUAAAGUAUAAACAUACAGUACGUCAUGUUGUUCGUUAUGUGUGCCUGUUGCAACAUUAUGAUGGUCAAGUUGGCCAGUAUCAAUUUUUUUCAGUGAUGAAUCAACUGAAACAGUAAUUAAAUUCUGCUUAGAAUAGAAAAUUGAAUGGUUCGAAAUAUGAAAAUGUCAAUAUUACUCUCACAGGUUAAAGAUAUGAUGUUUUAAUAUACUGUAAAUGUACCUACUGCAUACUUAAUGUUAAACAAUGUAAUGACCGUACAACAUAAGAAAGAAUAAGACUCAGUUUUGUAUAUGGUUUCUUACCGGUAGUUUUGAAAAUAUAUGACUGUCAAGUUUGUUUUGUCAUUGACUUUUAUAAUUUCUUAUUCUUAAACCAUGCCAUUUAAGCAGAAAACCCACAAUCUGAUGCCUUUACAUUUGAAAACACGUUGCUAUUUGUUGAUAACCAUAACUGGACUAUCAAAGAGAUGACAAACAUAAUGGCAUUAGAUAAUGGAGAAACGUUUAAACCAUUCAUUGCAAUGUUGUAUAGGUCUCUCGUUAAUUUUCAAUGAACCAUAAUGUGGUGACAUGGGAAAACGGUGUCAUAUUCACUGUAGAUGCUUUGUUGGGGGAGAAAAUCUGUAUGAACUGAGAGAAAUGGUAAA
Molecule: messenger RNA, 4804 nt
Organism: Lampris incognitus (smalleye Pacific opah)
Lineage: Eukaryota; Metazoa; Chordata; Actinopteri; Lampriformes; Lampridae
Gene: agap2
Product: ArfGAP with GTPase domain, ankyrin repeat and PH domain 2
Cellular component (GO): nucleus
Molecular function (GO): GTPase activity; GTPase activator activity; protein binding
Source: RefSeq, a predicted model, not a curated record